This is a messenger RNA of Camellia sinensis, 864 nucleotides long. NCBI's taxonomy places the organism in Eukaryota, Viridiplantae, Streptophyta, Magnoliopsida, Ericales, Theaceae. The record is from RefSeq and is a predicted model, not a curated record.
GACAGAAAAGAAAAACCCACACCGUGUUUUUUGUGGGUGUUUCACAUCAUCCAUGGCCCAAACAUGUUUUAUUUCACAGUUUAUUUGGUAAAAACAUACACUUUCAUACCGUACUCAAUACAAAACAACAAUUAAUAGUACUUCUUUCUUAAUACAACAUUUAGAUUACAACUAUGAUGUCUUCGUCCUUCCCAAACCCUAGGGAUACUUCUCUGUCAGAUCACCUGAUCCAUACCAAACCAAAUGGGGAGUCCUCAUUUUUUACCGGAAACACCAUCCUCACCGUCCCAGCUAGCUUAUUGUUCAUCUUGAUAUCCUGUAUGGGUUCGAUCUCUCCAUCUAUGAACCCGUACAAGACAAUCCUUUCCGUGGUUAAGGCUUCUAUGGCAGUCGGUUGCAUAGGUGCGUUGUUGGCGAUGUUCAUGCGCCGCCAGGGCUAUCCAGGCGUUGCUCGAUGUAUUCAGUAUGUGGGCGGAUUAGCUUACGCGUUCGGAUUCUUGGGUAUCGCAAGCAUAUUCCUCCCUGCGACGAUGAUCUGUUGGGUUUUGUUGCCUGCCGGUGGUUUGAUCUUCAUAGCUUUCAAGAUGAGAUUGGUGAUGGACAUUCGUGAUUCAGCAUGAUGUGGUCAUUGAAGAUAAAAGUUUAUGGUCAUUCGGUGUGUUGUUCUUGUUGGACAUUCAGAUAAAUUUUGAAGUUGUUAUAUUUGGGAUUGGUGACAUUUUGGAAUUGUUAUGUUUGGGAUGGUUGGAUAUUUAAAAAUAUUUUGGAAUUGUCAUGUUUGGGAUGGUUGGAUAUUUAAAAAUGUUUUGGAAUUGUUAUGUUUUGGAUUGUUUGAUAUUUGAAUACAUUUACAAUUGUUUGAUA